Messenger RNA from Pocillopora verrucosa, 1643 nucleotides. RefSeq names its product dihydrolipoyllysine-residue acetyltransferase component of pyruvate dehydrogenase complex, mitochondrial. Gene Ontology annotation, biological process: pyruvate decarboxylation to acetyl-CoA. The record is from RefSeq and is a predicted model, not a curated record. Gene Ontology annotation, molecular function: dihydrolipoyllysine-residue acetyltransferase activity. NCBI's taxonomy places the organism in Eukaryota, Metazoa, Cnidaria, Anthozoa, Scleractinia, Pocilloporidae.
AGAAUCUGCAAGAGUGGGGUGACUCCCCGAGCGAUAGGAACUUGGGAUGUUUUGUGCAAGGCGAGCUGUUCGAAUAUUUGGUCGCAGAGGGCGUUCUGUGGCUUUGCGAUCAACUCUUUGUGAGUUACAUUCACAGGUACAGCGAAGAACAGUGUUAGUUUGGUCCACGAGAGAUGUGCCACGCUUCAGACACGUGCUCUCCACAAGUCUACCAAAAUGUGGCUUUCGCUGGUUCAGCUCAGAGGGUCUACCCCCUCACACAAAAGUAAAACUACCAGCUUUGUCACCAACAAUGGAAAUGGGAACCAUUGUGAGCUGGGACAAGCAGGAAGGUGAUGAACUUAGUGAAGGAGAUCUGCUAGCACAGAUUGAAACAGACAAGGCCACAAUGGAAUUUGAAACCCCUGAGGAAGGCUUCCUUGCCAAGAUUUUAAUUCCUGCUGGUUCCAAAGAUGUUCCUAUUGGUAAACUUUUGUGUAUUAUUGUUGAAAAGAAAGAAGAUGUUGCAGCAUUUGAGUCUUUUGUGCCUGAAGAGACAGCUGCACCACCUGCAGAGAAGCCUGCAGAACCAGCAGCUGCUGCUGCUCCUCCCCCACCCCCAGCACCAUCUCCCCCACCCCCUCCUCAGCCUGUGACUCUUGCCCCUCCCUCUCCCCCAGCAGCUGCACCAGGUGGUAGAGUAUUUGCCAGUCCUCUGGCAAGAAAGAUGGCUCAGGAGAAAGGCAUAGAAUUAAGUUCUCUUCAGGGGAGUGGUCCUGGUGGACGGGUGAUAGCACAAGAUGUGACCGGUGCAACUCCUGUUGUUGCAGCAACUGCACCUGCACCAGUUUAUGUACCAGGUGCAGAGUUUACUGAUAUUCCUCUAUCAAAUGUUAGAAAGGUUAUUGCUAGAAGACUUCUUGAAUCAAAGCAGACAAUUCCACAUUAUUACCUGUCAGUGGAUAUCAGAUUGGAUGAUUUGCUCGAAGUAAGAAAGCAACUGAAUGCAGAUUCUAAUGAAGAAUACAAACUCUCAGUCAACGACUUCGUCCUAAAGGCCUGUGCUUUGGCCUCUAAAAAGGUUCCAGAAGCAAACUCGUCGUGGAUGACGGAUUUCAUCAGACAACACCAUAAUGUUGACGUUAGUGUUGCUGUGAGUACAGAAUUUGGAUUGAUCACACCCAUAGUUUUCAAUGCGGAUAAAAAGGGCUUACAAGAGAUAAACGCUGAUGUAACUACUUUAGCCCACAAAGCCAGAGAUAACAAACUUCAACCUCAUGAGUUCCAGGGAGGCACAAUUACAGUGUCUAAUCUUGGGAUGUACGGUGUUAAGAACUUUUCCGCCAUUAUCAACCCCCCUCAGGCCUGCAUUUUAGCUGUUGGAAAGGCAGAAAAACAGGUCGUUGUGGACGAAAAUAGCGAAAAGGGAUACACAACCGGAACAAUGAUGUCUGUCACUUUGAGCUGCGAUCACCGAGUUGUUGAUGGCGCUGUUGGAGCGCAAUGGCUGUCAGCUUUUAAAAGCUAUUUAGAGAAACCCCUUACAAUGUUGUUGUGAAGGGAAAGCCAAUUUAAAUCAUGGAACAGCACUCACGGGGAAGCCAGGCCUGGCGAAUUUACUUCUGAAACACAGUAAAAUACCUUAUUCCAAGAGAUUCUGAAUU